Molecule: messenger RNA, 1305 nt
Organism: Neoarius graeffei (lesser salmon catfish)
Lineage: Eukaryota; Metazoa; Chordata; Actinopteri; Siluriformes; Ariidae
Product: zona pellucida sperm-binding protein 3-like
Exons: 8
Coding region: 1-1305 (434 amino acids)
Biological process (GO): binding of sperm to zona pellucida; positive regulation of acrosome reaction; egg coat formation
Cellular component (GO): extracellular matrix
Molecular function (GO): acrosin binding
Source: RefSeq, a predicted model, not a curated record
AUGAGUUUUAUCCAUGUAGGAGUUGGCCUGCUACUGCUCUGUACAGCUGGUUUGUCAACAGCACAGUGGCAACACUUGGGGAAUGCUCCUGCUGGACUUCAAACUAACAGUCCAAGGCAUCCUUCACUGCAAGUGAAUGCUGGGUUGCCUUCUCAGUGGACUCAAAGUGGUUCUCAAGCUGGAAGCCCUGCAGUAGCCCCACUUGAACUGCAACUUCAAAAUCCUUCAGCUGUCCAAGCCCAGCAAGUAAUUCAGCAACCAGUGAAGAAACUGACUUGGCAUUUUCCAGUAGCACCACAAAUCCCAAUACCACCAGCUCCAGUGCAUUUUGUAAGACAGCCUCCUCCUGUUCUUUCUGAGAGGGUAACGGCAAGGUGCAGUGAGAAUGCAGUGCAUGUUGAGGUGCUGAGAGAACUGCUUGGACCUGAUGUAACCCUCAAUAUUGCUGCUCUCACACUGGGAGGCUGUGCUGCCAAAGGGAUGGAUGCUUCUUCCAGAUUCCUCAUCUAUGAAUCAGCAUUGUAUGACUGCAACAGCAAGUUGAUUGUGACUGCAAAUGAGCUGGUCUAUAUCUUCACCCUUGGUAUUGAGCCAAUGCCUCCAAGUGGCUUGCCUCUUCUCAGAAGUACUGGUGUUAAGGUUUUAAUUGAGUGUCAUUAUCCAAGGCUUCACAAUGUGAGUAGCAGUGGUCUCAGGCCUGCUUGGAUCCCACAUGCUUCUGCCCAUGUUGCAGAGGAACUUCUUGUCUUCUCCUUGAUGCUUAUGAUGGAUGACUGGCUACUCCAAAGACCAUCCAACCAGUACUAUCUGGGUGAGCUUAUAAAUAUUGAGGCUUCAGUGGUGCAGUUCAACCAUGUGCCCCUGCGUGUCCUUGUAGACAGCUGUGUGGCCACUCCUGUCCCUGAUAUAACUGCUGUCCCGAGAUAUUACUUCAUUGAUGACCAUGGGUGCCUGAUGGAUGCUAAGCUUACACAUUCCAGUUCCCACUUCAUGCCCCACACUGAAGCGGCUAAGCUGAGGUUUCAGCUGGAAGCCUUCAGAUUUCAACAAGGGAACAGUAGCUUGGUCUAUAUUGCCUGCACCUUGAAGGCAACAGCAGCAUCUGCCCCUGCUGAUGCUGAGCACAAGGCUUGUUCAUUCUCUGACAAUAGAUGGGCUGCUGCAUAUGGUGCUGACCAGGUGUGCAGUUGCUGUAGCAGUAGCAGCUGUAGAAGCAUGAGGAAAGGGCGUGGUCUGUCACUAGAACAAGGCUUGCAGCUGGAGAAAGUAAGCCUUGGCCCAAUUGUGGUUCUGGAAAAGGUUUAG